Molecule: messenger RNA, 1293 nt
Organism: Penaeus indicus
Lineage: Eukaryota; Metazoa; Arthropoda; Malacostraca; Decapoda; Penaeidae
Product: myb-like protein Z
Exons: 4
Coding region: 1-1293 (430 amino acids)
Cellular component (GO): extracellular matrix
Source: RefSeq, a predicted model, not a curated record
AUGAAGCUGGCACUGGCGAUACUACUGUGUGUGGGCGCUGCCACACGGGUGGGAGCGCAGGAUGGCUCCUAUAUGCUGGAUUCACGAGGCGUGGAGGUGGAGCAGGGACUCCAGCCUUCCCCAGAACUCUUCCAGAACCACCAGGCCUUCUCCCAAGCCUUCAAAGAACGCUCUGAAGAGAUGGCCCUGCAAUACAGUCUUGGCCAAGUCGAAUACAAUGAUCCAAACCCGGAGUACGCUUGGGCUUACGAGGUCGACGCCAAAUCCACCGGGGACAUGAAGUCUGCCCGAGAGGAACGUCGAGGUGACGUGGUGGUGGGUCAGUACUCGGUCAUGGACCCCGACGGGUCUCUGCGUGUGGUCGACUACUCGGUGGCUCCCGGCACAGGCUUCCAGGCCACCGUCCGCAAGGAGUACACGGGCGAGGCUUUCCAGGGACAGGAGCAGAGACUGCAGGCUCAGGCCAAGCAGUACAGUGCUAUCCAACAGGGAAGCAACUACCAACAGAACCGCAACCAGUACCAGCAGAACCGUGGCCAGUAUUCACAGAACCGCAACCAGUACCAGGAAAACCGUGGCCAGUACUCACAGAACUACAAUGAGUACCAACAGACCCGCAACCAAUACCAACAGAACCGUGGCCAGUACUCACAGAACUACAAUGAAAACCAACAGCAACGUAACCAGUACCAGUACUCACAAAAUCGCAACCAGAAUCUGGAAAACAGGAGACAAUAUUCUCAGAACCGCAAUCAGUAUCAACAAAACCGCAAUCAGUACUCCCAGUACAGCAACGAUUACCAACAGAACCGCUAUCAGAACCAGCAGAACAACGAGUACCAGCUAAACCCUAUUCAAUAUACUCGGAACCUCAACGAGUACCAACAGGACCGCAAUCAGUACCAGAAGAAUAGUUAUCAAUUUUCACAGAACCGUAAUCAGUACUCCCAGAAUUUAAAUAACCGCAACCAGUACCAGCAGAACUAUGACCAAAGCCUUUCCAGCCGCAACGACGUCAGGUACAACUUCCAGCGUUAUGGAACCAACCGCUUCACUCAGAACCUGAACCGUCCUUCGCCCAGCCUCUACAGCCAGAAUCCAAAACUACCUUCUGACCCGCUAUGGAUCCGCUUCUCAGAACCAGUACAGCAACCAGUACAACAACCGCGUCUACAACCAGUACAGCGCCCAAGUGAACAGGAACCAGCAGAACCAAGGUUACUCUCCUAUCAGCGUGGUUCUCGCUUCCUCAAGGAACUAACACGCGAACCGAAUUGCCAACGGACUUCCUAG